This is a messenger RNA of Daldinia caldariorum, 7164 nucleotides long. RefSeq lists its product as uncharacterized. The record is from RefSeq and is a predicted model, not a curated record. The transcript has 4 exons. NCBI's taxonomy places the organism in Eukaryota, Fungi, Ascomycota, Sordariomycetes, Xylariales, Hypoxylaceae. Bases 417 to 6611 code for a protein of 2064 amino acids. Gene Ontology annotation, biological process: reticulophagy; piecemeal microautophagy of the nucleus; autophagosome assembly. Gene Ontology annotation, cellular component: extrinsic component of membrane; phagophore assembly site. Gene Ontology annotation, molecular function: phosphatidylinositol-3-phosphate binding.
CCUACCUCUAGCCAGCCAGCCAGCCUAGAAGAGAAACUUAAAGUGAGCCUAGGUACCCUUAAUAAGUGAGCUACCUAGGAGGUAGGUACUGAUAGGUGAUACUACCCCGUAAGAAAUACACCAGUACUUCGGGGCGUGCUUCUCCGGAGUCAUCGUUAUCUCAGCAUAUACAAUAUCUUCAUCCUAGUAUCUUAACAUCUCCUUGCCUAAUGGUUAUUCAACCACGCCGUCAGUGCCGCCAACGAUGAACUACCACCCCGCAUCCCAAGUCGUGGGAUAUCGUGAUACUCUAUCUCAGCCCCCCCACACGCGAUCUACGCGUCGGUGAAGGCCUCGUCGGCCUCAUUUUCUAGUAUUAGAUCGGUUUUCGUAGUUUCGACGUCCUCAGGCCUGCCAAGCCUGUCAAGUCUAUCAGUAUGGCCUUCUUCAACUCCUUCUGGAGCUCUAACAUGCCCAAGCGGCUGCUACGGUAUACCCUAUCGAAGCUGGAUUAUCUUGAUACCGACGCCUUGGACAUGGACAACUUAGAUCUUGCUAUGGGGAAGAACAACGUCUUCACAUUGCAAAAUGUCGGGAUUAAACUCCAGAAAUUAGAACAGUUACUACAGCUUCCGCCGUCGUUUGAAAUCCAAAAAGCCAAAGUCUUAUUACUCCGAAUCACCAUACCCUCUGCUAUAUAUGCGAAUCCUAUAACCGUCGAAGUCGAUGGCGUCGAGAUAAAGUUGAGCCUCACUUCCCGAGACGAUAACUCUAGGAGAGUACCGAAAGGCCCCGCACGUACGCAACAGGGUCCUACAUCAGAUGAGGGAGAUCCCGUUCCGCAUCCCAUCGACUUAGCUCAGUCCUUCUUGGAGACGCAGCCUUCGAAAGAUAAGGCAGCACUUCAAGCUGCGCUCGAAGCCGAAACCCAGGACCUUGGUGCUUCCACUUUAAGUAGCGAGGAUGGAAGCGAAGAUGAUUACCCCCUGGGAACUGGUCAACCCCUUUCCCUUCCCACAUUCCUCGCCGAUUUUCUGCAAGGUAUACUUGACCGGCUAGAAGUCUCUAUCAAAGGCGUCACUUUUCAUCUGGACGUCGAAGUUCCACCCGAACCCAAUUCAUCCGUCCCCGAAUUGGUUACUUUCCAAUUAGCGGUCGAUGAAGUAAAUGUGGAGGGGGUCACAAAAACAGCAGAUGAGAGCAUCAAAGAGGGGAAAUCUAAAAUUGCCUAUAAGGAAGGGAAGCGAUACGUAGGUUUAAAUAAGAUUCGAGCAAGCUUGAUCUCCGAAGCGAACGUCUUUUCGACCCUGGCACGAUCGCCGUCAAUACCUUCCUCUCUCGAAGCUGAUUCGCCGGCUGUGACUCAACAGCAGAGUGUUUCUCGGGAAUCUAUGUCGAAGUCGAUGGCUAUGCCAGAAUUACUAUCUAACCCCAACGACCUCGGAGAAAAUGAGCAUCGUGAUCAGGCAAUGGAUACUGAAGACGCUUUUAAUAUACCAUAUGACUUCAGUGAAUCAAACGAUGGGCACGACGAAGACUCAAUAUCUACGCCAUCAACGCCCCGAGCUCUUGCACCUCAAAUUCUACAAGAGGAUGAACUAAAGUCGGCAUCUUCCAUGCAUUCUGUACGAUCGUCUAUAGAUGCACCGCCAGAGCGUUGGUCUUCUUCAGCACGCAUCGUUCAGUCCGAACCGGCCUUAGAGCAUCGAGGACGAUGGGGUCAGGAUUCUGUCGAGUCGUCGGGAAGCACUGAAGACCGGCCUAAUUUAUCAGUUGAAAGCGAUGAGACAGCUUCCUUCAGCGAAGAUCUGACCCGAUCCCAUUUAUUCAGCCACGAGGAAGCCGAGAGCAUGUAUAUGAGCGCCUUCUCUCAGGCUUCGUCUUCCCAAGCGGACAAGCCUGUUCAAACUAUGCCCGGCGGCUGGGAUUCAGAUGCCUCAAGUGCAGAAGACUCGCCUCCUCCGCAUUCUCGAGAACCCACGAUCGCCACAUCUCAACAGUCUCCCACCACUAAUCACCAUUCCACACCAAGUAAAGGCCCAUUAAUAGACUCCGAGACUGACCCCAACCCUUUCGUCGGUAACCUUCGAGGGGCAAAACAGUCAUAUGACGACCCGCACUCCAACCCAGGGGGGGAAGAUGCUUCGGCAGAAAUCGCAACACCAAAAGGACCAAGAUCAGUCAAAGAACUUGUUUCAUUGGACACUAUCUCGCUUUACAUUCCUUCAAAUCAUCAACAUGUACAGGUAGCAUUUGCUGGUGAAGAACCGACCGCCCGAGCAUCUCGACAGCACUUAGGCCGAUCUGUUUCUCCAAAUUUCCCAGGAGCUUUCUCCAUCUAUUCAGGCGAUCAUCAGCCGACUGCGUCAAUAGCCUCGACCAUUGGUGCACAGCCCCCCAAAACACCUAUUGACAUAACACUUGAGGUGAUAAUAUCUUCCCUAGACAUACACUCCGACCUUUCGACGGGGUUCUUGUUGUCGGUUGUAGUAUCGCGGAUCCUUUCGGCUUUAAAAGAACAGCCUCCAACUCCGCCUUCUAAGCAAAAAGGCCAAGCUGAAAAUAAGAGCAACGCGUCGCUCACACCCGACAUAAAAAUCGUUACUGAAAAUAUCACUAUACGUUUUCUAGAGAAUCUGGUCGGGAUCACAGACACACCUGAUCGGUUGUUCAACCCCAAUCCCGCUUCGUUCAACGCUGAUGCUCUUCUUACCGUGGCUAUCGAGAACUUGAACGUGGAUCUUUCAGGUUCAUCUACCCCCACGAAAACAUCAGUAAAUGUAGGUAAGUUUAAGCUCGGAUAUAGGAACGACGACAUCAUCUCGUUUGAUCAACGCAUACAAAUGCGGGCUUCCAUGAAUGAUGCAUUCCCUCCUACCGGUGCCGAUAUAUCUGUUCAAUUCAGCCAAUGGCCUACGACAACAAAGUGCGAGGUAACUACCCUACCGCUUUAUGUUAAAUUAGAUCUUCAACGACUAGACGAGACAUUUAGUUGGUUCGGGGGCUUGAGCGGUUUUUUGAACAUGAGUUCUUCGAUGACUUCAAGUUCUCCUCCACCUCCCCGUGUUCCUGUAAAAUCGCCAUCGAAAGCUCGUGGGGUAAGGUUUGACGCACCUAUACGUCCAGACGACGUAUCUGCAAGCUCCGAGAAUAAAAUGAACAUGAGGUUAGGCGGUUUUCGUUUAGAUGUCAUCGGCAAGGAGUGUAGCGUGUCCCUAGAUACGACUGCCGUAAAGUUGGUCAGUCGGGAAGAAGGGAUCGGUAUCGGCAUUUCCAAGAUACACCUCGCAGGCCCAUACGUGAGACGUUCUAUGGGUGACCCUCCAAUCAAUGCUGUGAUUACGAAUACUCGCCUCGAGUAUCUCAUGACACCAAAAGACAAUGACCUGGAAAGACUCUUAGAGCUUAUCAUACCAUCUAAGUAUAAAUUCGAUCAGAACGACGACGAAAUCAUGGUGGACACUCUACUUCGGCAAAGGCGGAAGGGCGCUGUAUUACGCGUCAAUGUGGAUGGCAUUAAAGUCAAUGUUGGUAAAAUCCAGCAACUCGAAGUAUUGUCUACGUUAGGUGAAGAGGUUGCACGACUCUCCACUGUUGCUAAGUACUUACCCGAAGAUGACCGACCAGGCAUACUUACCCUAGCUCUAAUCCGUAGCCUGGAUGUGACAGUGGAUAUUGAUAGAAAAUUCGGCUCUAUACAAGCGUCUCUAAAGGACGCGGAAAUCGGCCAUAUCACCAUUCCUUCUUUGGUUGCUCUCGGGGUAGGCUCUCUUUCAAUCGUCCGGAACCACAUUGAAGAAUUAGUCGGUACAAGCACGUCGUCUUUCGAUAAAGGAGGCCGCGGACCUGUCUUGACUAUGAGGGUGAUCGGGGACGAGAUGGAGCCGGUUGUCAAAGUCAGGAUGCGUAAUAUCAAUAUCGAGUAUCGUGUACCAACCAUUAUGGAUAUCCUCGGUCUCGCCGAAGAUACUACUCCACAAGAUUUCGAGGCAAGCCUGGCAGCUUCGGUAGCAAAUUUAGGCGAACAUGCACACGCAGCUAUCACGGGAAAGCCACAAAACCGCUUGCCAGUUCCAGACGAGACCAAGGGUAAAGAUGGAAAGCCAACAAAAGUAGACUUCAUCUUCAGAGACUGUUUACUAGGCUUGAAUCCACUUGGGCUUAAGUCAAAGAUGACCAUUGUGUUAACCGAUGCUCACUUUGAAAUCGCAUUGUCUAACGGGGAUGAUGCAAAAGCUCUGGGCCAUCUGAAUAAGGCAUCCAUUCUUCUUAUCGAUGACGUGUCAAUACUGGAAUCUAAAGAUUCUGCAUCGACUGCCAGACGACGCAGCUCAAACACCCCUUCUCCGCAAGUGGUGGAGUUGUGCCAGCAAGGGUAUGUUGAUAUUUGUUAUAUCUCGUCAGCAAAGAUCGCAAUUCUGGUUGGUGCGAACCAGAAAGAUGGAAGCAAGUGGGUUGACGUCGAAAUACGGGAUGAUCUUCUUGUCCUGGAGACAUGCGCCGACUCGACUCAGACUCUGAUUGCUCUUGCUAAUGCACUUACUCCUCCGACGCCUCCAAGUAAGGAGAUAAAAUACAGAACAAAAGUUGUACCUGUCGAGGAUUUACUUGCUUCUAUAUCUGCCGACGCAUUUGGUAGGGCUGAGGGUGACUACGACUUCGAUAAAGAUUUUGGACUGGCUCAGAACCUGGAUGAGACUGAUAGUGAUUUUGGCAUUGGAGAUUCUGGCCAGUCAAGUCCUUUGGCUGUCGACUCUCGCUUUUACGACGAGUCUUCAGUUGAGGCCAAACUCUUCGAGGCGACAGGUUCUAUGAUCUCGGAUGGGACGAGAACGCAAGAUACAACAGACGGUGUUCUACUCACAAAUUUCAGCAGCCAGCCAGGUAUGAUUGAUGAUGACGAUGAUCUGGCCAUUGAUGAGAACUAUUUUGGCUCGGGAUCCGUGAUAGAAGAUAACACUCACCGCUGGAGUUCGACAAAAAACGCAUACGAUGCAGCCAAUAAUCAAAAGGUUCGUCGUAGCCCUCUCUGUGUCCGUGUACGUGAUGUCCAUCUUAUAUGGAACCUCUUUGAUGGUUAUGAUUGGAACCGCACCCGCGAAGUCAUCUCAAAGGUUGUGCACAAGAUCGAGUCCACGGCAGUUGAGCGGCAGUCGCGUCACGAUCGCGCUCGUGCGAGUACCGAUAUGGAAGUGAUCGAAGAAGAAACUGAGAUCGGAGACUUUUUGUUCAACUCGAUAUACAUAGGUAUUCCUGCAAAUCGAGAUCCUCGGGAGCUCACACAUGCUAUUAACCAAGAACUAAACGACGCUACCACCGAAACCGAGUCAAUAGCCACGACAGCAAUGACAGCUACACCUAGCCGACAAGGCAAUUCUUAUCGAAACAAGAGGAAGCUAAAGCUCAACCGCAGUAAACGGCAUAAGAUCACCUUUGAAUUAAAGGGUAUCAAUAUAGAUUUAGUCACGUUCCCCCCCGGUUCUGGCGAGACUCAGAGUUCAAUCGACGUUCGGAUCCGGGAUCUUGAUGUUUUUGACCUCGUUCCAACAUCGACCUGGAAGAAGUUCGCAACAUACGAUCAAGAUGCCGGAGAGCGGGAGAUGGGUACGAGUAUGGUCCACCUGGAAAUAUUAAAUGUGAAACCACUUGAAGACUUGGCAGCAUCUGAGAUUGUUCUGAAAGUCACGGUCCUGCCACUUCGCCUCCACGUCGAUCAGGAUGCUUUAGACUUCAUCACAAGGUUCUUCGAGUUUAAGGACGAUUCAACUCCAAUCCACGCCUCGCCCAGCGAUAUUCCCUUUGUGCAGAGAGCCGAGAUAAACUCUAUACCCGUGAAUCUGGACUUCAAACCGAAGCGUGUCGAUUACGCGGGCUUGCGGUCGGGUCACACGACCGAGUUCAUGAAUUUCCUAGUCCUAGAUCAAUCGCGGAUGGUCUUAAGGCGUACCAUCAUAUACGGAACCUUAGGGUUCGAUAGACUCGGAAAGACGCUAAAUGAUGUAUGGAUGCCUGAUGUAAAAAGGAAUCAGCUCCCUGGUGUGCUUGCCGGUCUUGCGCCUGUUCGCUCUUUAGUCAAUGUGGGAAGCGGGUUCAGGAAUCUGAUCGAGGUUCCAAUCAGGGAAUACAAGAAAGAUGGCAGGAUAGUCCGCAGUAUAAGUAAAGGUGCCGUGGCAUUUGCCAGGACAACAGGUACAGAGAUCGUCAAACUCGGAGCGAAGCUGGCCGUCGGCACACAGUAUGCUCUACAAGGUGCAGAAGGUAUGCUAGUCAAGCAGCCACAACAUCACCAAGUCGCAGGAUGGGAUGAAGAAGAAGCAGACGCGGAAGAGCCCAAACAGAUCAGCCUCUAUGCCGAUCAGCCAACAGGGGUUAUCCAAGGAAUUAGGGGUGCAUAUGCGAGUCUAAGGCGUGAUCUUAACAUGACAAGGGACGCCAUUAUAGCGGUCCCCGCGGAGAUCAUGGAGAGUCAGAGCGCUCAAGGAGCGGCCAAAGCCAUCCUUAGGCGGGCACCGACAAUCGUUUUUAGACCCCUUAUCGGUUCAAGCAAGGCGAUCGGACAGACUCUUAUGGGAGCUACAAAUGCAUUAGACCCUCAGAAUAGGAGGAGGGUAGAGGAGAAAUACAAACGGUGAAGGUGCUUUUCUGGUUUAUUACGACCCAGCAUUCUUUUUUCUUUUUUUUUUUUCCGGCGCGGAGUACGGAUACAUCGCCUGUCUCUUUUGCUGUCACCUUGCCUGCGCGCAAAUCUUGCAUGUAAAACUCCACGAACAAUGCAUCAUAGAUGGGCGGACAGAUUAACAUUGCACUUCCACGAGAUUGGCUGGACUAUUGUUUAAAUUUCUCAUUGCCCGGGCUAUGAUUGAUCGGUUUCUAAAGGGGAGGGGAGUCCGCAAUAGCAUUAGUACAUUUACAUCGGUAUCUAACUGAUCUGAGAAUUUAUCUGCGUGGGGCUGUUACGACGACUAGCCUCUAGGUAUAUGAGUUAUGUGGGUUAGAUCUGAAUAAUGGGCAGUGGAGAUGAUGUAGGUUACUACCUCCUAAGGGUACUACAUAUACUAGAAUACCAUAUGCAAAUUCCCACAUACGACCAUAAGAUCUAGAAAACUCGGGAUCCCGUCCGAUCUCCCCUCGACAAGCUGGAUACUGCCGGAUUAGUAGUUGGGUCGGUGACGACCAGCGAAUCCC